Penicillium verhagenii is the source of this 492-nucleotide messenger RNA. RefSeq lists its product as uncharacterized. Lineage: Eukaryota; Fungi; Ascomycota; Eurotiomycetes; Eurotiales; Aspergillaceae. Bases 1 to 492 code for a protein of 163 amino acids. The record is from RefSeq and is a predicted model, not a curated record. The transcript has a single exon.
AUGUUCUGGAACCUUGGUAUUCUUGUGCUUGCCGACACAAUAUUACCAUUCAUCGACGAAAUUGGUCGAUCUUGCAAUUGGAGUGUUGAGUCAGAGCUACAAUCGUGCCGCCAGAUUGCUGUUUCGUCAAUCGCUCAAGUAAUCGAGAGCGUGUCUGCACUGCCGAAUGAGGCAAAUUUCAAUAUUCUAAAUGGGCUUAGCCCCGAGGUUCCAAUUAUUGGAUACCAUGUCACUCCUAGUCUCAUGACUUCUGCACUUGCCAAGGCCGUCGAGCAUAGCAUUCUUUUGCGUGUUUCGAACAUCGAUACCUUGGACAAUGUGGUUGGCCAUGAGCCUACUGGCUGUGAUGAUCCUGGAGCUCGAAUAAUCGACACACUAGUCAAGGGACUCCUCUCUCUUGAUGUGACUAUUGGAGGAUCCCACACUGUAGGUGUGGCAUUUCAAUCAUUGAUGAGGAGAUAUGGAGAUAUCAUAUCUGAAUAUUGGUAUUGA